AUAUUUCAAUAUUUAAUCUUUAAUCUGCAAUAUCACCCCCAAAUGCAUUAUUCUUAUUCUUAUAUUUUCACUCCAAAUCCUCCCAAUCUUGCAUAAAUAAAUAAAAUGCUAAAACAACGGCAGAACUGUCUCUUUCUCAACUCCGCAGUAUUUACACGUGUAUGAAAUGUUUUCUUUGUUUGUUUUUUACAAGACAUUUUCUCUUUUUUCCAGUGGCAAAAGCAUCAGCGUCAUGAAUGUGAUCCGCGCGUCUUUUCAAAAGCCUUUAGAAAGGGGAGGAGCUAGUCAAAUAAAGGCUGGCUAUAAAUUCUGCCUCGCUCCCUCCGCUGACUCAGUCAUUGAUACUUGCUGGAGUGCGGAGAGUGUUGUCUUCCGUGGACAUUCGGUUCUCACGGGACGUCUAAACUUGCUAUACAUGAUUUACUCUCACUCUGCUGGAACAAGCGCAUAAACGCAGUGCUCAUAGCCACUGGUUUAUAAAUUUCUCUUAUGGUUUUUUCUCGGGUCACUCCUUUAGGAGUGUGCAGUCCACCUGCUGUCCGGUCAAACUGCGCGUCUCAACGCCAAUGGAUUACAGUAACCUGAUGGCGCCUCCAGUGCCGCCGCACAAACCCAAAUCCCCCCCGCCUGCGCACUCUCAAGGGCGGCUGUUAAAGUGUGUAUUUCUCGGGGACGGAGCUGUGGGGAAAACCAGCCUGGUUGUCAGCUACACAACUAAUGGAUAUCCGACUAAAUACGUCCCGACAGCGUUCGACGAUUUCUCUGCGGUCGUACAGGUGGAUGGUCAGCCAGUGAGACUGCAGCUUUGUGACACUGCUGGACAGGACGAAUUCGAUAAGUUUCGUCACUUCUGCUACACAAGGACCGAUGUCCUCCUGCUGUGCUUCAGUGUGGUCAGCCCAGCCUCCUUUCAGAACAUUGGUGAAAAAUGGGUCCCAGAGAUUCGCCGCCGUUGUCCUCUUACACCCAUGCUGCUGGUGGGCACCCAGUGCGACCUUCGGCAAGACGUCAAGGUCCUCAUCGAACUGGCACGCCGCCGCGAGCAACCCGUACCAGAGGAGGACGCCCGUGCCUUGGCGGAGAAAGUUGGUGCGAUAGCCUAUGUGGAAUGCUCCGCCCUCACUCAAAAAAACCUGAAAGAGGUGUUCGAUGCCGCCAUCUCCGUGGGCCUCCGGCAUUCUGACAGAAGAGCCAAGCGGGAACGUAAGGUCCACAGUACUGCAGAUAAAAUGAAAAUGCUUUCAAAGUCAUGGUGGAAGAAAUACAUCUGCAUACAGUAGCAACAAUCGAAGAUUGUACAUUGAUGCAUGAACAAUGUGAAAGAUCCUUGCUUGGCAUACUUCACACUCAUGUUGAUGAUAGAUCAUUGAUAAGAAUCAACGUUGGACAUUGUUGCUGCUGAAAAGAGACUAAGAAAAAAAAAUUAUGCUGAUAUUACAAUUGGCUAGGGAAGGUACAGCAACCAGCUUCCCUGUACCCAACAGUAAAUUACUUCCCCAACAGCCAAACUAGAAAUUGAAGGAUGUUGUUGGGAUAUUUAAAAGCCAAAACAUCUCUGAUUAUGGAUUGAAAAAUCAUCUACUGCUUUUGUUUGUAUAACCAAAUAUUGUGCCAUGGUUUCUAUUUAUUUACCCAUGCCUUCUAACUGAUUAAUGCAUGUACGAACAUUUGGGUGACCACAUGUUAAUUUAACCUCUACAUCCCAAUGCCAGUUUUAAAGGAGUUUAGAGGCCACCAGUAAUCUAUGUCUACACUUGUGUGGUACUCCUAACCCAAAGCAUCAGUGGACAGUCUUCAAAUGAAUCCAUUCAUAACUAUGGGCCUAAACAUGGCCGUUUUGAUCCGUUAUUGUUGAGACUUUUUGUUCCAGCUUGGAGUAAUUGAAAUUUAACUUUGCCUUUGCAUUGUGAUUGUACUGGUUUCUGGUUUUCCAGGAAUUGGUAACUGUAUCAUGCAUAGCCCAUUACCUUAAUAUGCCAUACAAUGCAUUACACUUGUUAACAUCAAUUCUCUCUUUUUUUUCUUUUUUUUUUUUAUAACUGUUAUAACUAUUAUUCAUAGUCUAGUUUUUUCACUUGACUACUCUAAUGUGCCAUGUUUUAAGACAUCUCUAAUACAAAGUUAUUUGGCUAGGUGUCAUGCUGUUUAACCGGUGGAAAUAGGUAUGAACAGCCAAUGAGAUUUGUUAAAUUUGCUUCUCAUUUUUCAGAAGCCCAAUCAGAGUAAUUUAGUCAUACUUCAAUCUCAAACAAUAGAGCGCAACUGGAGGGUUCUCAGGAGUAAAAUCCCAUUAGUUUUCUGUAUUGAGAUAGAAAUACCAUGGGUUAAGCAAUUGGAUAUGCUUCUGUAGAAGACUUAUAUCAAUGGGAUUUCAACUUUUAAAAGUACUACACUACUCACAAUAAGUUGAAACACUCUAAUCAGGGAAGUCACUGCUAGUUUGGAAACAUGAAUUGCAGGAACCUCACUUAACCGUGAAUGCCCAACUCCCAUAAAGCAUUGUGAAGUAAAAUCAGUUGAAUAUCUGUACAAAAAUGUAUCUAAGAAAUUUGAGUGUUAUUGAGAGUGACCGCAUCAAACCAGAAUAUAUAACUUUACAGCAGAGAACCAACACAACUAAAAUGGCCUAAUUUCUGUAAUUUAAUUGAAAAAUUGUGAUAUCAGCAGCAUUUAACCAAUUAAUUCACAACAAAACUUGUACAGUCCAGGGUCACCUUGGAGCACUAGUGAGUGAUGACUCAAACUAAUCUUCUGAACGAACCAAUUUGUUAAAAUUAAAUGACGUAUAUUUAAAAAUGUAUUUAUCUUCUCGAGAUUCAGUAGUUUCAUAUUGUACCAACAUUGCUGAUUCAAUUACGCCAUCGCAAUGCAUCAUGGAUUAGUAGUUCAGUCAAUCAUAAAUUAAGUACACAAUCUUUUAUAUUUUGUCUUUUAUUUCCAUCACUUUUUUCAAACAGUUCUUUGCUUCAAGUCAAUGUUGUAAUGUUGACAUUAAUUUCUGAGCUGGAUGGUUUGAUUCAAGGAUCAUUAUUGCCUAUGUAGAAAAUUAAUGGGGGAAAAUACUUCCAAAACCAAAGCUGCUUAAACAGUGGGCACUGUCACUGUUGCGCUCUGUACAUUCACACAUCAGGAAGUGGCUUCUGUUCUUUAUGUACUUCAUUGCCACACCGAUAACAUUAUCAGGGUAAUCUACUAUAGAUUUGUACAUUUUAUAUGAUUGCAUUUAAUUGUCUCUCUUACUCUACAAACACGUGUAAAUGGUAUGAUUUUUAUGAGUGUUUUGGUUGCUGACUGCUAUCCAUGAUUUCUAUGGAAAAUAAAUGUGACAUUUUAACAGA
This is a messenger RNA of Xyrauchen texanus (razorback sucker), 3338 nucleotides long. Its product is annotated as rho-related GTP-binding protein RhoU-like. The transcript is spliced from 3 exons. The record is from RefSeq and is a predicted model, not a curated record. The coding region runs from base 567 to 1280 and encodes 237 amino acids. Gene Ontology annotation, biological process: small GTPase-mediated signal transduction. NCBI's taxonomy places the organism in Eukaryota, Metazoa, Chordata, Actinopteri, Cypriniformes, Catostomidae. Gene Ontology annotation, molecular function: GTP binding; GTPase activity.